Molecule: messenger RNA, 1498 nt
Organism: Helianthus annuus (common sunflower)
Lineage: Eukaryota; Viridiplantae; Streptophyta; Magnoliopsida; Asterales; Asteraceae
Product: exopolygalacturonase
Exons: 4
Coding region: 130-1341 (403 amino acids)
Biological process (GO): carbohydrate metabolic process
Molecular function (GO): polygalacturonase activity
Source: RefSeq, a predicted model, not a curated record
UUGAAGAAACUAUCUACCUCUAUAACGAUUCCAUAAUUCAUAUUUACAAUAAAUACUCUCCUUUAUCAUCCGUAACUUCAUCUUUGAAAACCCUAAAAUAUAGCAAGUAACAACAACUUUAAUAAAAAAAUGUAUAAAGAUGGCUACAUUAGAACAACAUUAUGUUGCUUAGCUGUUAUGGCGUUGGUUGCUCGAAACCAUGCUGUGGUAAUCGACAUAAAAACCAAAGGCGCCACAGGCGAUGGCAACACGGAUGACGGCCCGGCGAUAAUGAGUGCUUGGAAAGAAGCAUGUGAUCAUGGAGGGUCAUCACCAAGCACAGUGUUGAUUCCACCAGGGUUAUAUAAGACGCAUUCGAUUGUAUUAUCCGGUCCUUGCAAAGGACCGAUUGAGCUCCACGCCACCGGAGCCACCUUAAAGGCACCACCGGAGCUUGCAAAGUUCAACACUACUAGUUGGAUCCUCAUUAAAAGUGUCAAUAGGUUUACUUUGACUGGUGGUACAUUUGAUGGCCAAGGUCAUCAUACCUGGAAUAGUACUAAAUGCCAUGAUUCCCUAAUGACAUGCGAAAUACCAGUCAAUCUGAGAUUGAGUCAUACAAAGAAUUCAUUAUUUAGAGACUUCACAUCCGCUAACAGCAAAAACUUUCACAUAGCUUUAUGGGGUUGUGACAAUAGCAGCUUCGUAAAUAUUACUAUUAGUGCACCAGGAGACAGUGUGAACACCGAUGGAAUUCAUAUCGCGCGGUUAAACGGGCUAAACAUCACAAACUCAACUAUUAAGACGGGUGAUGAUUGCAUUUCUUUUGGAGAUGGAAGCAAGAACGUCCGUAUCGAGAAAGUAACGUGCGGUCCAGGGCAUGGCAUCAGUAUUGGAAGCUUAGGCAAAUUUCCAAAUGAACAACCGUUACAAGGAGUCUGGGUUAAGAACUGCACCAUUACCGGCACUAAUAACGGAGUCAGGAUCAAAAGUUGGCCUGCUUCGUACCCGGGAAUCGCUAGCGACAUUCAUUUUGAAGAUAUAAUCAUGAAUAAAGUGGGAAAUCCCAUAUUGAUCGAUCAAGAAUAUUGUCCUCAUGAUACUUGCAAGAAACACGUUCCAUCAAAAGUGAAGUUAUCAAAUGUGAGCUUUAGGAAGAUCAGGGGAACAUCUACAACUAAGGUGGCAAUGAAGUUUACUUGCAGCCCAGAGGCGCCAUGCGACAACGUGGAGGUGGCCGAUAUCAACUUGACAUUCCACGGACCUGGAGGACACGGAGCAGCUAGCUCUAUGUGUUUACAUGUGAAGCCCAAAGUCGCAGGUCAUAAUGUCCCCGAGGUUUGUCCUGGCGGGACACAUUAAUCAACCGUUUGAUCGAUCUCGAUAAUCAACCAGGCAGCUAGAUGUGGAAUUCUUGUACAAAAAUAGUUCAUGCAAAAAUUCAGAGACUACUUGGAUAUGUAUUUCUGUGGAUGUACAUAAGUACGUGUAGAAAUAUUUCAUAUGGAUUAUUAAUUAA